CGAAUGACGAAGGUCUAAAGAAGCGGAUUUCGGGAGGAGAACCACGAAAGCGCACGAUGACGCAUGGGACCUGAAUCAGUAUAGGCAUGCGCACAAAGACCAUUGUACCGUACAAUGCCCUCCCACAAAGGUGUGUCUUGCCCCGUGUUCUUUGUCCGAGCUUGGUCUCAUACUUCUUGCCCAUUCAGCAGACAAGACACUUCUGCAAGACAUCCGCCACUCAACGCUUCAUAUCCAUCUACCCGUGUCUUACGCUUGUUGAGUCAUUCUCUCGUUUCUUUCUAGAUAUAAACCUUCGCUUCCGAUCCGUCCUCCAGCCAGAGAACACUCGAAUCAUGCCUCUGAUGACUAGCUCCCCGUGGGCUUCACUGCUGGCCGGCACCGCAAUCUUCAUCGCACUAGCUGCAGUCGUCCGCUCCAAUACCCAAGAACCAGGACCAAAUCCCCAAGAAUACGAAUGGCAACCGCCUCCACUAGCUCAGCAAGAGAACGACGACCCUCUCAUCGACGCACUACGGAAAAAGGCCUCAGGGGUCUAUACGUCCCUCCCGCUCAAGUUCAUCAGCGUGGCAACCAAGCGAGUCCGCAGCGGCAGUCGCCGGUCCGCGGACGAUCCUUGGACCGCGGCCGUCUUCCACACGGGCUGGGAAGCUAGGAAGAUGCUUGAGUCGCCGCUAUAUGAGACCCGAGAACAAGCCCUGCGAGCGCUUUCCUCGAUGUUGGCGAAUACGAAGCUGGGAGAGUAUGAAUGGACGGAGUGCCCUGCCAUCGGCAUCUCCAGUGAGAGCAGCGAGGCUGCUUUGGUGCAAGAGAUCAAGCGGCUCGCGUGUAUAGUGCACCGUCACCACACCCCUUCGCACUUCUCGGUUGCGCUUAAGCGCCUGCAACAUGGUCGAAGGAAGGACGCUUCCGACUCUUGGGCCGCGGGAUUGUGGGCAGGCCGUCAUGAGGGGUUUGUGGAGGAGUUCAUGUUGGCUGGGCAGUUGGGGCAGUUUAAUGGUCAGACGAGGGUGGAGGCGCUGACGAGGUUGAAGGGGAAGCUUGAGGGGCAGCGUUGCUGAGUGUGAGAUUGGGGGUGAGGUGCGUAAGGGCUUGGGCAAUUGGAUAUACUUAGGUAGCAUUCUCAGAAUAGUCCAGGGCGCAAUGGCGCUAGUCCGUACCCGGUUUAGCAUAUAUUCUAAGCGAGUGUCGCCGCCCUAGGAUGCCACUGGAUUCCCAC
Trematosphaeria pertusa is the source of this 1219-nucleotide messenger RNA. RefSeq lists its product as uncharacterized. The coding region runs from base 87 to 1061 and encodes 324 amino acids. NCBI's taxonomy places the organism in Eukaryota, Fungi, Ascomycota, Dothideomycetes, Pleosporales, Trematosphaeriaceae. The transcript is spliced from 3 exons. The record is from RefSeq and is a predicted model, not a curated record.